This is a messenger RNA of Drosophila willistoni, 2414 nucleotides long. RefSeq names its product protein SHQ1 homolog. Bases 79 to 1938 code for a protein of 619 amino acids. The record is from RefSeq and is a predicted model, not a curated record. Gene Ontology annotation, biological process: box H/ACA snoRNP assembly. The transcript is spliced from 3 exons. Lineage: Eukaryota; Metazoa; Arthropoda; Insecta; Diptera; Drosophilidae. Gene Ontology annotation, cellular component: nucleoplasm; cytoplasm.
GUUCGUGAGUAAUGUUGUGUUUAGAUUUUUUAGCCAAAAAAAAAAACCAAUAACAAAUAAAUAAUUAACAAUUAAAAAAUGUUGAAUGGAGAAAUUACACACACUUUCGAGGAGAACACAUGCCACCUGGUGAUACGAGAUCCACAUGCCAAACACAAGCCCAGCGAAGAGGAGCAACAGUCGCAGCCAGGCACGGACGAACCGACAGCACAUGUCGAUCGCAUUAGAAACUGCGAUAUAUUUAUUGACUCGCAUGAUUUGUACUUUUAUGCAGAUGUCAAGCUUUUCAAAUUCCACAGUCGACGCACAUUUGAUCUGAAAGAGCUAAAAACGCUGCAUAUAAAUUUUGAUACACAAAAGAACUGCUAUCAGAUUGACCUGCCUAUCUUGCCUUCCUCGCCGACAGCAGACGAUGGUGGUGCCGCUAGCGGUGAGCCUGCGCCUGGCGGUGGAGCAACUCCCAAACCAAAGACCGUACGCAAGGAAUAUAUAGGUGCCCUACAGGUCCCGUUUUUGGCAGACUGGACGUUGGGCAAACUGGACAAGGAGAUCGUUGUCCAGGAAUGGAAAUUUAAACGUAUCACCGAUCAGUGCCAAUUGCAUCUCAAUGGACACAUUGAGCGUGCCUAUAAGCUGACCAAUCAAUUUGGCUAUGGAUUCGCCAGCAAAUACAGUGGGCCGUUGGAAGCCAGCGAACUGGAUAAAUCCACUUGUCGGAUAGCUGAACCGCAGCGACUUAGUCCAUUUCAACGACGUUUAGAUCGACUUGUGGAUGAAAUGAAACGCUUCUCGCGAGAUCAAUAUAAAAUGAAUUUCGUUGAGUUGCAAGUUCCGUCGGGUCAUCAAAAUCCUCUGCGCUAUAGAGCGAAAAUCUUGGAGACUUCCAUGACCCAGGAGCAGGCACAUUUAUUGCACAAUUUAAGCCGUUGCCAACAGAAGCAAGAAGAUGAGCCACUUUACACUCGCCUACAGCACAACGAGAUUGAUUGCGGCCUCAUUAGCAUUAUGCUGGCCAUAUGCUAUGACGUGAGGACCACUAAUAAUGAUCCAACCUGCGAAUCCGGCUGGACGCGUUGCAUUUUGUGUCCAUUAAUUUGCUAUUUCGAACAAUUUGACAACUACAGGGAUGUAGUGGUGGCAUUUUUGCGUCGCGUGAUAACCUAUCCACUGUAUAGAAACUUCGAACUCGGGCGUCAAUGUGUACGUGAUGCCAUUGAGGUGCUCAGGGGAGGAAGAAAUUGGUUGAUUAAUCAAUUACUACUGACCCAUCAACAAUUUGCCACUAGUGAACCGAGCCGCGAUACCUUUAAUAGCCUUUAUAUAGAGGAUUAUAUACGCUAUGUAAGCAAUACGGAGAUAUGUACAGACGAUCAUCUGCGCUUAUUAGCUCGCAAUGUGAAAAAUGUGCUUAUGGACGUAAGCAAACGGCAUUUGGGAUUGGGCAUCAAUGAGAUUGAGACUGAAUUGAUCAAGGAACUGAUGCAGGAGAUGCGCUUGGAUGCCAAUUCUUCAGCGCAGCAGCAGCAGCAGCAACAAUUAGAACUACAGGUACCAGGAGCUGAUGAUUUGGAUGCAGAUAAUGAUACAUCGGGGCAGGAGGAUGAGACAACGACUGAUGAUGAUAGCGUUAUAACCGAUUCGUUUGAAUCAAUGGAUAUGGAUAUGCGAUUAAUUGAAAAUGAAAUUGUUUACUCCGUUGAUGACGUAGAUGAUGACGAUGAAGACGACGACGAUGACGAUGAUGAAGAUGAUGAUGACGAUGAAGAGGAAGAUGAUGAUGAAGACAUCGACGGAGACGAUGAUGAUCGCAGCAGUUCAACCUCAAGCAGCGAUGCCGAAGGAAACAGCGUGAUAGAGCAAUGUAGUAACAGCAAUAGCGAAGCAGCCCUAGCAUCACCAAAUAAUUCACAAAAAAUCCUGCCCACAGAUUAUCAUUAAUAAUGUAAACUUAAUGUCAAAGAACGGAGGCUAAACAGUGAUUACAAUUUAAAAGAAUCAAACUAAAACUCACUCACACACACACACACACAGACACACGUACACAGCACCCGAGGUGUUCACAGUUUAAAGGGAGGGAGAAAAGAAACAAGCUAUUUAUGUUUCCACAGCCACGCCCCCCUUUUCCUGUAGUGUCCACACACAAACACACACACACAUAGGAACAGUUCUUCUACCACUUAAAUACAUAAAUGUGUACAAUAAUUAUUUUUUUUAAUCACAUAUAUUCUUCCUUCCUCCUUAACCGAAAUUUGAAAAUAUUUUUGCUGUAAGAAUUUUUGUGUAGAUCUAUAAAAACAAACAAAAAAUUAGCAUUUAAAGCAUAAGGACAAAAAGAAAAUAUGUUUGAAUUUUAAAUUCUUCAAUCUGAAAUCGCAAAACCAUAGUUGUGCAUUUUUGUAUAUACAUAUAUAUAU